Molecule: messenger RNA, 3755 nt
Organism: Tachysurus vachellii
Lineage: Eukaryota; Metazoa; Chordata; Actinopteri; Siluriformes; Bagridae
Gene: cdc42ep5
Product: CDC42 effector protein (Rho GTPase binding) 5
Exons: 2
Coding region: 181-1080 (299 amino acids)
Source: RefSeq, a predicted model, not a curated record
UCGCCCAUCCCAACGACGAGGGGAGGGAAAGAAAUAUCCGAGUCGAGCGCCGCCAAGAAAGUAGCUACGAGGGAAAAACAAGAAAAUAGGAUUCUCUUCGUUAUAAAAGGAACUCUGGACGUGAGGGGAUAAAAAGUGUGAAUAGGAUUAAGGAGUAACCUACAUAUUUGUCCAAUUCCAAUGCCGCUCCACAAGUCGGGCCGGGCUAACCGCCUGGAUCCAACCAUGAUCUCUGCCCCACUUGGUGAUUUUCGCCACACCAUGCACAUCGGGCGUGGCGGAGACGCUUUUGGAGACACCUCCUUCUUGUCCAGUCACGGCCCCUCCAACAAAGAGUCUUUUAAGUCCAUCACUUCUCCUGUGGAGACCACUGUCAACGCCACAGAAGGGAGGCUAAAUCAUGAAGCUGAAAGUAAUCCCCCUGAUGAACCAUUUACAGAACUUCAGCACUCCGAAUCAGUCUCCUCCUUUGAUCUGGACCUAGACUUGGGACCAUCCAUUUUGGGAGACGUGCUAGGAGUGAUGGAUGGACUGGGUUUGGGCGGCAAGUGGACGACAGGCAACGAAUGUGAGGAAGAAGUGUUUAUAUCCAGUAAGAGCAGCGCAGAUGGUGGAAAAUCACCCAAUGGUGCAGCCAGUGGGCUUAACGAGAAGAGGACAGACGGCCUGAGCAGAGGGGAGGAGCAUCUAAACGAUGUCAACGGAAUCAAAUCUAAGGGGCUCCGGCCAAAGGUGCGAUUUAGCGACAAAAAGGAGGAGAUUGUUGGUCGGCAGUUUGUAGGUGGUGACUUGGAGCUGGAAUGUGAGAAGGAAACAAGUACAGGUCCAGUUAUGGGAAUGGAGGUGAGGGCUGAAGGAAUGGCUAAUAAAGGAGCAGUGAAACCAGAGCUGACGAAUCACAGACCAGACAUCAGUCCCAGUCCUUCUUCUUCAGUGAGCUCAGAAUAUGAAGGCAUCUCCCCACUGGACAGGAGGAGAGAGGAGGAUCAUCUGUCAGAGUCGUAUUCAGAUGAAGAAGGUGUCACAGGAGAGCAGGGCUAUACAUUUGAGGAUGAGUCAGAUGAUGAGAUCGGUCUUUAGGAGUCUGUUGCUGGGUAUGUAAAGACCAAGCACAGAAAAGCAUGUGCAAAAUGCCUUUCUGAAUAGCACAUAAAGGGAGAAACUACCAAAGUGAAAACGACACUACAAAACAGGAGGAACUCGACUUGUAGUUAGUAGACAAAUGUUACAAAACAUAAAUAGAGGUUAGAAAAUGAAUCAAAAUACUUUUCAAAGCUCAAAGAUAAACAACAGUGUCAUGAAAAAUUAGGUUUUCGGGGGUAGAACUGUAGUAUUAUAAAGAAAUGUCAUUUCUAUUAGUACUAUUAGUUCCACUAACGCCCUAGACAAUGGAAUAUUUUAAAAUUUUAUAUUGUAAAACUGUCUUGAUAAACAGUUAUAAUGGGUUUCAUAUUGUUCCUAUCAUAUAUUGUUAAACUGGGAUCUUUUAAGUUUCAAACAAUAUUACCCAGGAAUGUAGACCUGUAAUCUACUUUUACUUGUUUCACAAACCACCUUAAUACAGGAGGAAAAAGUUUAGCCAAAUACCAGUAUUCCACAAACAUUGGUUCAAUAUUGUAUGUCCUUUAGUGUAUUAGUGUUUAGUGUAUAAGAAACAGCAUAUUAUUUUUUUAAGUACUAUAGGCCAAAUGUAAAGUUAAAAGCUGUCAUUUACUUAAACAAAUUUAUUCUAAUUAUUUUUUUAGUUCUGUUAUGAGAAAAUGUGUGAAUUGUGGUAUCUAUGUAUAAAUAACACUAUCAGGAAGUAUGUUGUCACUAAUGUAAAAACAUGUCGAUUGAUGGCGUAAUAUUCAUAGUGGCAUUAAAAAAGCCCCUUGUUUGUGCUCUGUGCGUGAGCUCUGGAGAUUUUACUGGUGAAUUCUGGAUGUUCCUGUUGUGGAAAAAACAGUGGGAGGACAUUGUGAUUCUAGAUGGCAGGUGCUCGGUUUACUACGACCGACACAGUUUGAGAUAGUGCUUAUUGUUAUUGCUCUGCUAAACUUUAGGGAGUUUAAUGUAAUCUGACACACAACCUGGUAUCUGCUGUUUAAUCUCAAGGUACAUGGAGAGAAUACAGUAUCCUGAUACUGAAAGAACAUUGACAAUAAUACAGAUGGAAACGCUACUAUAAAAAUGCUGUUAACUAAUUUAAGUGUGAAAAAAGACUUUUAUGGUUCUUUUGUAAAUUUUCACUGCAAAUCUUCACUUCUGAUGUAUCACCACUUCUAUUGCUCCAUGCACAUGACGUGUGUAUCCACUCAAACACUUAUUUGCUUAGAUUAAUGGAAAGGCUGUGAGGAUUGUUUAAGAUGAUAGUGAUAUUGUGUGCAUUAAAUGAUUAAAUGAACGCUGAUUAGCAGCACAUGCCUCUAAAGAGGAGGAUGAAACUUAUUGUGCUUAUACCACUUUAAAUAAAUAUGUACCGAUUUUACCGAAGUUACUUAAAUUACAUCUAUCUCAUUUAAUAGCCAGUCAUUGGAGUUUACAUGUCUCAUUUUGACCACUUGCCUAUUAAAGGCAAUUUGUGUGUAUUCCCACUGAAAUAAAACUUUAGAGCCAAAUCAGGAUAGCUGGAGAACUGCCUACUGGUUUAAACUGGAUUUAUUGGGAGGUAAAAAUGGACAUUAUCAAAACUGCAUGUCUUGUAAAAUUGUUUUUCUCAGAAACAAUGUCUUAAAUGUUUUCCUUUAUAAAAUAACCAUCUAUUCACUUGUAAAUACGUCGAUAAAAUAAUUAAACACCUGACAGUUUGUUCUUGGGGUGAUGUUCUUUUUGUCCUUAAACAUAUGAAUCACAUUUCCAUAAUAUCUCAUCUAUGACUCUUAUGCUUUAUGUAUCAUCUACUAUUAUUUUGCAUAGGUGAGCAAAAGCAGCUUAGACGACAUGGUGGAUUGAACAUCUUUUGUAAAUCCUGAAGCCGAUUUUAAAGCCACUUCAGUCAUUAAAAAACACUUUCUAUUAUAUUCUAUUAAAUGUUUUAAUGACAUUAUAGCAGAUGACUAGGCCUUUCUGUUGAAACUAUACAGGCAGAUGGUCAAAUAGGCAUUAGAAAAAUCAGAUCACACCACAGCUUAGUUUGAAAAGACUUGUUUAGAGCUGCAUUGCUAUCUGUAAAUGCAGUCAUAGAGCUGAAAUUUUAAGAAUCCUGUUAGAAUUGUAGCUUAGUUACAUUGCUAGGUACUGCAAGCAUCCCAGUCUAUAAAUAUUUGGGCCACUGUCAUUUUAAAGAAAGGUACCACAACAAACCAUUAUUUCAAGUUUUUUAAAAAGCUCUAAACUAAAAUAUCUAGAAUAUCCAAUUCCAAAUUUCUUAAUUUCUUAAACUUAAUUUCACUUUUAUUAGCAACCAUCAGUUAAAUUAUAAUAUGGUCCUGCUUAAACAAAAGUGCCACUUUAAAUGCAGGCCUGUUUAUAAGAUCAACUGUGAAUAGCCAAGCAGAAACCAACUCUGCUGUUUGUUUGUUUUUAGCUAAUGACAAUCAGUUGUAAUUAAUAAGUUCAGUAAACAUUCUGUGAUGAUAUAGUAAAGCAGAAAGAACGAGUACUGCCAUUCUAACUAAACUAUUUGUCAGGCCAGUUCUGCCUGUAAGAUCUAGAAAUACUUGCAUUUGUGUGUAUACCAUGGAACACUGCACUUCAUUUAUGUAAUGCUAUUGGUAUUGACGUUAACUUUCUGAUAUUGAGAUCUGCAAUAAUAAACAUAUUCCUUUACUUGC